Molecule: messenger RNA, 2988 nt
Organism: Trachymyrmex cornetzi
Lineage: Eukaryota; Metazoa; Arthropoda; Insecta; Hymenoptera; Formicidae
Product: uridine phosphorylase 1
Exons: 6
Coding region: 204-1316 (370 amino acids)
Biological process (GO): uridine catabolic process; nucleotide catabolic process
Cellular component (GO): cytosol; cytoplasm
Molecular function (GO): uridine phosphorylase activity
Source: RefSeq, a predicted model, not a curated record
CAAUCGCCGACAACUAUUUUCUGAUAUUGUCGAUCGGCUCGACACGAAACGUGCGACUUAUAUCGUGCUAUCUGAUAUCGUUAACGGACCGCUACCCUCGGAGGUAAAAAUCAGAAUCGACCAGUUCCGCAAAAUCUUCUGUCCGCGCGACGAUCUACUGAUUUUCAAGGUGGUGCAAUUUGUGAUUUGAAAAAUAAAUCAGGAUGCCGACGUGCGCCUGCCAGGACAGAACUCUGGACGAGUCGGAGGAGCACGUUUGUUCGCUAAAGCCACCUAUGGAGCAGGACAAGGUCAUGGAAUCCAAAGAAUGCGUCAAUCCGGUUAGGUACAGCGAUGGCUCCGUACGAUUACGAAAUCCCAAUAUCGAACUCAUGGAUCAGGACAUAUUGUAUCAUCUCGCACUCGGCAGCGGUUCCCACGAUCUGGUUGAGAUGUUUGGUGAUGUCAAGUUCGUCUGCAUGGGCGGAACACCGAAAAGGAUGGAACAUUUCGCUAACUACAUCAUGCAGGAGAUAGGUCACAAGCUACCAGCUGGAACGACCCUCCUCGAUAUCACCAAAAAUUCCUAUCGCUAUUCAAUGUACAAAGUCGGCCCGGUUCUCUCUAUCAGCCAUGGAAUGGGUAUACCUUCAGUAAGCAUUCUGCUCCAUGAAGUUAUCAAGCUGAUGUACCAUGCAAAAGUAAAGGAUCCAAUUUUCAUCAGGAUUGGCACUUGCGGUGGUAUCGGCCAUGAAGGUGGUACGGUAAUCAUCUCGGAAGAAGCUCUCGAUGAAAUGAUGAAACCUUAUAUGGAAUUGAUGGUACUCGGAAAAUUGGUGCGCCGACCAGCCAAACUCGACCGACAGCUAGCUCGCGAUCUAAAGGGCUUGGCCCAUCGCGAUGAUCCUUACGACACCGUGAUCGGCAAAACUAUGUGCUCAAACGACUUCUACGAGGGCCAAGGCCGCCUGGACGGUGCAUUCUGCGAAUUCACCGAGGCCGACAAAAUGGAAUACCUCAUGAAGUUACAGAAGGCUGGCGUGGUGAACAUCGAGAUGGAGAGCCUCUGCUUUGCCGCUUUAACGCACCACGCUGGCAUCCAGUCCGCCGUGGUGUGCGUGACGCUGUUGGACCGACUCAAAGGCGACCAGGUUCUGGCGCCCAAAGAAGUGUUGGAAGAAUGGCAGAUGCGACCGCAGAAGCUGAUCGCACGCUAUAUCACCACGUACCUUCAGCGCAAGGGUCGCCUCUCCCUCGAGGGCUCACAUGGUUCCAUGUACGUGAAGAGUCCGCGCCGAUUCAAACUGGUGCAGCAGGAAUCUGAGAAUUAUGAUUAAAUGAUUCUCAAACAAAUCUAAAUGUGCAGCCGCGAAGAUCUCCCAAGAUGCAAUCGGAGACGUCGCCGUCGGCUCGACUAUCGGAUGUACUUAUGCCGCUCAAGCCGCUGUAUCCGUUUAUUUGCUCGCGAAAAGUUGAUUUAUUCGCGAAGAAAGUCGCGUGAUAACAGAGUAUUAAAGUACAGAAGAGACGAAGGAUUUGAGCAUAGGAAUGGAUUUGAACAAUUCACAUAUCAUGCACCACAAUACGAUAUUUUAGGCAUCUCUUGACAAAUGCAAUUAUCGCAAACGUUUUAUUUCUGUGCAUAAUAUCCAAAUUGUUCAAAUCUGCUUCUUCGUUAAUUAAAUCUUCCUUUAGAUAGAUUCCUACUCGAAAUAUUUAAGAAAAAAAAUUUUGUGGAUGAGAAUACUUCCUAGAACGGUUGACUUGUAAUAGUUAAAUUACGCAGUCUUGUCUUGCAUUUUAGACUGCGUUCCGUUAUUCACUGCGAGUAUCGAAAAUCUAUAAUUCACAUGUACCAGAUUUUCAAUAGCCACAGUGAGUAAUGAAACGCAGCUUUACUGUGCGUAUGCCAAUUUUGUUAAAUAUUCAAUUGAACUUCAAAUUAGAUUUAUUUUAUCAACGAGCUCCCCGUAUCCUGCGUUCUGUAGAUUAUUAAUAAUAAUCGUAAUUAAGAGCCAUACAGUUCCUCGCAUUGCGAGAAAGCACGCCGCCGUUGCGCACACCACGAGAACGCGUUAAUUCCUGAGACCUCCAAAAAUUAAUCAAUACCGAAGCGACCGCCAAAGUUGUACUGCUCGUUUCGUGCGGUGAUCCAAGUACAAAAUGUGCAGAAACUUACUACGAACUGCGCUCGAAAACAGUGCACAUUUUUCACGACCACAUAUCUUUCGAGGCCGGAUUGCAUCAGUCUUGAUCAACGUGAUCUUUCAUCGUAAUUAAAAAAUUGUCUUUCGAUCUGUAACAUUAUAUGCAAUUGAAUCGUUAACUUAAAUUCUUGCUAUUUAAAACAUCAAUAAAAACUACUCGAUACACCUAAAAUGUACAGAAUUAUGAUCGCUGUUAUACAAUAAGGAAAUUAUUUGGAGGGCGUUAGUCAAAAUGGUGCAAUCGGAAUCGCGUAGUUCUGUAGAGAUUUAAUUUUAGGAUUUUUUCGCAGACAAGAACGCUGUAACACGCGUUUAUUACGUUAUUCGCCGAUAAUGCACGAUGUUUGGACGAUUUUUUUUCUUUUACUCAUUAAACGAGCGACGAUGAUUCUCUCGUAAAUCUUCAGGGAUUUGUGUUGAGAAAUUAGAUGAAAUCCGCUAACGGACCUAUUUCGCGGUUUAUUAUGAGGUGCGUGUUGCGUCGAGAGCAGUUUCGAGAGAACUUGUAAAUUUAGCUACGCGUGUCCGCCGGCCUGUGACGUAUGCACCCGGCGACAUGGAAUCUAUGUAUUAGCACUUUUAGCAGUUGGGUAGGAAAGCACAUUCCAUAUAUAAAAGAAUUAUACAUAUAAAUAUAGUCAAACAACUAGCGCGUUUUCGUUCGACUGUUACUCGUAACGUGGGUGAAGACUAUGUACACAUACACACAAUAUGCAUAUAGAUGUCGGGAACACAUUCGCAAAAAUGCCCUAAACUGCACAGAGAUUGGAUUAGGAAUUACAAUAAAAAUAACGUUUCAACA